CGACUCACGAAAUCGCCGGUAUCUGAUCGGAGAUUCUUGGUUGCCAAGGCUUGAUCAUAGAAAGUUAAGAAAGAAAUGGAAAGCACAGUGACAUACGAGAGCGAUCUCAACCUCAAGGCGACGGAGCUGAGAUUAGGGUUGCCGGGGACGGAUGACUCUGAGAAAGAUAAGCUCAUGGCUCCUGCUGCAGUCAGGAUCAAUAAGAGACCGUUGUCUGGGUCUACUGAUGAGUCCAAGAGCGCUUCCUGCGCUUCUGAUGCAAGAGAUGGUGACCGGGAAACCGCGCCGGCGGCCAAGGCACAAGUAGUUGGAUGGCCGCCAAUUCGAUCUUACAGGAAGAAUAGCUUUCAACCUAAGAAAACUGAGGCCGAAGCAUCUGGAAUCUAUGUUAAAGUGAGCAUGGAUGGAGCUCCUUAUCUCAGAAAGAUUGAUCUCAAGCUCUACGAAGGUUAUCCUAAGCUCCUCAAGGCCUUGGAGGAUAUGUUCAAGUUCACCAUAGGUGAAUAUUCAGAGAGGGAAGGAUACAAUGAUUCAGAGUAUGUACCUACUUAUGAAGACAAAGAUGGUGACUGGAUGUUGGUUGGAGAUGUUCCAUGGGAUAUGUUUAUCUCUUCUUGCAAAAGACUCAGAAUCAUGAAAGGAUCAGAGGCUAAAGGCUUGGGUUCUUGUGCAUAAAAGCCUAGAGCUUGCUUGGCAAAAACAACCCACAAGAUAUAUAGGGAGAAGAGAAGACCUGUUCAUCUCAUAUCAACACAAACAGAUCUUUCUGCUUGGGUUCUCCAAGACUAC
Molecule: messenger RNA, 789 nt
Organism: Telopea speciosissima
Lineage: Eukaryota; Viridiplantae; Streptophyta; Magnoliopsida; Proteales; Proteaceae
Product: auxin-induced protein 22B-like
Exons: 3
Coding region: 76-675 (199 amino acids)
Biological process (GO): regulation of DNA-templated transcription
Cellular component (GO): nucleus
Molecular function (GO): protein binding
Source: RefSeq, a predicted model, not a curated record